GCAGUUGGCUACACCUUCUCAUUUGGGAGGUGACUCCACCUGGCAUUUCAGCAAAUCCACCUCCUUCCUGCUUCUCAUGGCAAAUAAGAUAAAAGAGGGGAAAAGACAGAACUAUUUGCCUCCGAGUUCCAGCCCUUGUAUGCAGCACAAACUGUGCUCUCAUUAACAAUCGUCGUUGGCUAUUUGCAUGUUUGCAUCUCCCAGACAAGUGAAUUGCUCAUGUUCCAGCCAGCGGAGUAUGCAAUUAUCCUUCUGACCAAAAAGGAGUAUUUUUUGCCCCGUUUGCCGGCAUUUACGGAUCAAUGUUCUGCAUGGAAAGGUCUGGAGACGGUUGCCGUCACAGCGAGCAGCACCAAAUGGACACAUUUUCCACACCUGCAGAACAGAGUUCUCAAAGGUCAGCUUGAUUUGUGUUUUUUUCUUUUCUGAAGAGCAAAGAACUGCUGUUGCAAGAAGCUUAUUGUAAACCAACUCUUUUCUUUGCUUGCUGGGAAUCGGAUGGGAGCAAAGCCUACAAGCCUUCUCUUCUGCUUGUAGUCCCUUGGAUGAGUUUAUUUCCCACUGGGCAAAAUAAUGCUGAAUGUCAGAAAAUUGUGCGUAGGAUCAGAUCAAUGCCGAGCCAACUUCAAGGCCAUAAAACUGUGCCAUUAAGUUUAAUUGGAAAAUAGACAUGUUAAGAUACUAUUGAUUGCUGAGAAGGGAGGUUAAGACAGACCAGAAGAAAUAUCAAUGCAUGUUUUGACUUGGGUGUGCUGACCCAACGUGAUGGAACCAAGCCAACCUGACAAUCGAUCUGAUCUUAUGAAUGGCAGUGCUACGCCUGAGGUUCUCCUCAACCCCAGCGAGGUCUUGGUCACCACACUCCUGGGAGGGAUCCUGGCCACCAUGUGCCUCGUUGGGAUGGUUGGGAACAUCUACACCUUGGUGGUGGUCAGCCUCUCCAGGAGACUCAACGGCUCCAUGUAUGUUUAUAUCGUCAACUUGGCCUUGGCUGAUCUUCUGUACCUCUCCACCAUCCCUUUCGUGAUCUGCACUUAUGUCAUGAAAGACUGGUAUUUCGGGGAGGUGGGCUGCAGGGUCCUCUUCGGCUUGGACUUGCUCACCAUGCAUGCCAGCAUCUUCACCCUCACCGCCAUGAGCAUCGAGCGGUACCUGGCGGUUGUGAAGCCCUUGGAGACCCUCAGGAGGAAGAAGGUCUACAGAAGAGCCAUUGCUGGUUCUGUGUGGGCCGCCUCUUUCUUCCUUACCUUGCCCACCAUGAUCCUCAUUGACCUACGGGUGAGCCGCCAAGGAGGUGUGACCAAGCGCAUGUGCCACCCCACGUGGCGCUUGGAGUCCUACAAAAUCUACCUCACCCUUCUCUUCAGCACCAGCAUCUUGGCCCCGGGUCUCAUCAUCUGCUGUCUGUAUGUUCAGCUGGCCAGGACCUACUGGAGAUCCCAAGCGGCCGUCUUUGGCCACAACGAUGUGAAGCGAUGUCCUAAGCGGAAGGUUCUGUACAUGAUCUUCUGCAUUAUCCUCACUUAUUGGACCUGCUUUAUCCCCUUCUGGCUUUGGCAGCUCCUCGGUGUCUACCAUCAUCACCAGUUGGCGAAACUCAAAAGCCCCGUGGUGAUCUGCAUCAACUUCUUGGUGACUUGCCUGGCUUACAGCAAUAGUUGUAUCAACCCUUUUCUCUAUACACUGCUCUCCAAGAAUUACAAGGAGUACCUAAGGAGCCAGCAGAAGAACAGCACACUCCUCUCCAAGGUGAAGGCCAAAAGGGACUCUUCAAGGAAAUCCAUGCUCUCUAGAAGCCAGGCAUGUACAGAGGGCAUGGUCGCUGUGUGAGCAUAGAACUAGAAAGGGAACAAGUCACCAGCA
Molecule: messenger RNA, 1863 nt
Organism: Anolis carolinensis (green anole)
Lineage: Eukaryota; Metazoa; Chordata; Lepidosauria; Squamata; Anolidae
Product: urotensin-2 receptor-like
Exons: 1
Coding region: 766-1830 (354 amino acids)
Biological process (GO): regulation of blood pressure; blood vessel diameter maintenance; neuropeptide signaling pathway
Cellular component (GO): plasma membrane
Molecular function (GO): urotensin II receptor activity
Source: RefSeq, a predicted model, not a curated record